This is a messenger RNA of Xyrichtys novacula (pearly razorfish), 10008 nucleotides long. NCBI's taxonomy places the organism in Eukaryota, Metazoa, Chordata, Actinopteri, Labriformes, Labridae. The record is from the annotation of a GenBank genome assembly.
AUGAAGGCGCUGGUGUUCCUGACUUUGCUUGGAGCAGCAUGUAAGAGACUAACCUCAUCAUAAUGUUUAUUAUUAUAUGUAAAAGUUCUUUCUGACAUAUAUCACCUGACAUAUAUUGUUUUUUAGUUGUUGCUGCUGAGGAUGAGAAGGUUGUCGGAGGGUAUGAGUGUCCCAGAAACUCUGUUCCCUACCAGGUGUCUCUGAACGCUGGAUACCACUUCUGCGGUGGAUCCCUCAUCUCCAGCCAGUGGGUGGUGUCUGCCGCCCACUGCUACAAGUCGUAAGUACAGGAGGGUCACAUUUAGAUCAAGUUCAUCUGGGCAUUUAAAAACCUACUGUAUCAAAUAGUGUACGCAACCCAAAACAAGAGCUCUACCAAAAAUUCAGCUUUUUAUGAUUUUCUACAAUUAUUAUUGACAUGGUCAGACAGGUGAUAAUUGUUUUUUUUAUGUAUUGAAGUUUUAGUACGGCAAAGCUAAUGUCAGUAAACUCUACAUAGAUAUUUGUGUUUAACCAAUCCUUAAAAAAGACAUAUCAAAACCUAAACUAUAAAGCUGAUCACUUAGACUAGUGGUUAUAUGUCUUCUAUUCUGCUAGUGUCCCCUCUUUGAACUACUCAUAUAAAGAUUGUAGUACAUGUUUAACAAAGGUAAGUUUUUAAACUGUGUACAUCUCUACCAGUCGUAUCCAGGUCCGUCUUGGUGAGCACAACAUCGCUGUGAACGAGGGCACAGAGCAGUGGAUCGAUGGUGCCAAAAUGAUCAAGCACCCUCAGUACAACAGCUACAACCUGGACAACGACAUCAUGCUGAUUAAGCUGAGCCGUCCCGCCACCCUCAACAGCUACGUCCAGACCGUGUCCUUGCCUUCUCGCUGCCCUCAGCCUGAUGAGAACUGCAUGGUGUCUGGGUGGGGAAACACAUCUGCUAAUGGGAGUAAGUUGAAUCCAAAACAGAAGAAAAGUAAACUCAUACUCGUAAUAUAAAAUUUCACUUAAUUAGGGCCCUGUCAUGAGUUGCAUGUUUCUCCAUCAAACCCCAUAGUUUAAAGAUUUAGUCAUCUAACAAAUUAAAGAAGCAAAAUACUUCUUAUUUCAGUGUAAUUUUUCAUGGCAAAUCAGCAGGGCAAGUCACUCGGUUCAUAAAUGUCGAAGUAGUGCCAAAAUGCCCAAAGGCAGUAAGUCAAAAAUGAUGAAUCGAAGAAAUUACCCACAUGGUAAAAGAAGUGUUAGGCUUGAAGCCCUAAGAAGAGUUAGGCAUGUCAGGAAAUAAUCUACAGAAAAAAAAAAGGAAACAUGUAACAAGAAAAAUAUUGACUUUCCUGCUCUCUCUUAGGCAACUUCCCUGACAGGCUGCAGUGCCUGAGGCAGCCCAUCAUUGAUGACAGGAUCUGCAGGAACGCCUACCCCCACCUCUUCACUGAAAACAUGGUUUGCUCUGGAUUCAUGCAUGGAGGUGCCAGCAGCUGUCAAGUGAGUUUGACACAGCAAACACACAGGGAGUGAGGUGGUGGUGGAUAAUCCCUUCCAGCAGUAUAGCAGUCUGACUCAGCAGUGUGGAGCUGAGUGCUCGAAAAUACUUGUUUCUCACUGAGUCUUUGGUAUACUCCUUACCAUAAAACGAUACAUUUAUGAUUUAGCAUUAUAUGAAUUUAAGGGGCUCCACUCUGAGCAGGAAAACAAGUGAAAUUAUUUCAUUUCUGUUUAUUCUAUCCUUUGAUUUUCCAGCAAAAACAGUUUCUUAUAGUCAUGUGAUGUUUGGCUUCUCACUACAUGUGUUGAAGGUACUUUGAAAAUCACUGCUGGGUUUUUUAUGUGCAAACAGUUGAUUCAUAGUCUCAUUUAAAUCCAAUGAGCAAUAGAUGGCUAUUAGACAUCAAGUUCUUUUUUAGACCUAAUUUCAGCCGUCUAGAUUCUGUGUAUUUUUACAACCUAUUAUUUGAUAAUUAUUUAUUUCAAAAAGCAACUUUGAAUCGCCUAACUGAUCUCCAAGUACUUAACCAAAAUAAUUAUGAUAUACAGUGUAGUGUAGUAUAGCCGGCAAGUCUAAACUUGGUCUAAAUUUAAACAUUUUAAAAAAGUUCAUUUUCAGACCUGUGGUAGCCUGAUUUUAGACCAGUCGUCUAGGCUACAUUUAGAUGUCUAUUAGACCUCUUUUAGACCAAGAAAUGCUCAGUGAGAAGUCACUCCUCACUUUUCUUCUGCCUGUGUUUGCAGGGAGACUCUGGUGGCCCUCUGGUGUGCAAUGGUCAGCUACAGGGAGUUGUGUCCUGGGGUUAUGAUUGCGCCAUGCAGGGACACCCCAGUGUCUACGCCCGUGUGUGCCGCUACAACAACUGGAUCAGCUCCACCAUGAGCAGCAAUUAAAUACCCGUCGCCACCCAUGUAUCCACUCGCCAGCAACACUGUCCUCAGUACUUGAAUUCACUGUAUCAAAACACUUUUUGUGGAAUACUGCCAUUCAUUUACACCUCAUACAUAACAUGUGAAAGCAGAACACCAAAAAUAAAAGAAAAUAAAUACAAAUAAAAAGCAUUAAUUGCUUUCAUGUAGGUUUCAUGUUUUAUUUCACUGUUGUUGGCAUAACAAUUUUAACAUGUUCUUGGUUAUAUAUGUUUAAAUCUCAGUGCUUUUGUUAAAGCUUAUGCUUUCUUCCCAUAAGGCUACUGCUGUAUAGAUAUGAAACGUUGUAUACCUACCUGCAAGUGCUGCAAAAGCCUUGUGAGAUACAUUUAAUAUUUAUACUUACACAUGCAUCUCUGAAAAGCUUUUGUGCUCAGUUACAGAGGCUCCUGGAGUGAUUUGGGAGGCAAGCAAACUUGAGUAAACAAGCAAUAGGGCAUUUUCCAUUUCACCUGUCUGGAUUCUGUACAUGCAUUCCUCAGAUGGUGCUCUGUAAACUUCACUGCUACUUGUUUGCUGAGGCAACCUGAACAUACAGAGGAAAAGGUAGAAAAAACAGCAGGGAGAGUCACACACUUUUUGAAAGGAAUUAACAAAAAACGUUGAUGUUAAAUAGCUUGAAACUACUUUUAAGAUGGUAAAUAAAUGAUAAGCUACGUAAAGUCACUCUAUCAUACAAGACUAGCUCUGCAUAUUUCUUUAUAUAUAUAAUGCUUGUACAUAUACUAAGAAACUUGACCAGCAUUAAGAAAUCCCCCUGACCCCAACCCUCCGAUUAUUUCUACAUGCAGCUAAACCAUGCAACAACUUUACAAUAUACUAUAUGUGCCAAUAUAUUCUUCUGCAACUCAUGUUAACCCAAAAGACACGACACCAAACACUUAUACUUAUCAAACGUGUGACAUUUUUCUGCAGACCUCUUUUGUGGACUCAGUAUAGCUAAAAAGAUAACACCAGCUCAGAGGUGUUUGGGCACAUAUGGUUUUCUAUAUACAUUUUUACAGUUGCGGGGGAAAACUGCACAAAAGGAAUAAACAAUAUAACACAAGGGGUUCGUGUUUUAUCUCAUAUGCUGAAAUUUCUUUAGUCAGAGUCUAAAUACCAGCAUGACUCCAAGAAAGAUGUCAAAGGAUGUCUAAGGGAAUAAAAACAUACCUCAUUUACAUGCUGUUCAGGCAAAAAAAGGAAGAAUUGCUUACUUUAAAACGAAAAAUUGCAAGGUGAGACUUUACAGGAGGUAUGCAAACAGUCUGCAUAAUAUCCUACUCUGCAAACUGGUUUUGUAUACACUCCCUACUCUAUAUUUACAUACCUUAUUUCUAGGAACAAAAUCUCUGUGCGCUUUGUAAAUAGUUUUAUUUGUAAUAUUUCACACUUUUUACCAGCCGUUGCAAUUUCUUAUUUCUAUUCUCUUUCUAUUGAUUCUUUUUUAUCUGCAGCAGUGACAUUACUUGGCCACUGUAUAUUGGAGCUAUAACACAUUCUAACUGGGGUGUUAAACCAUGGGCUGAGACCCUUAAUUGUGAGUAAAAGGUAUAUGAUUUAGUAGUAGGCUAAACUUAAACAUUGCACCUUCUUUCAAGGAGAUUUUGCAGAUUCAUAAUAAAAAUUUUGGCAGGUGAAAAAAUCAGGUGACUUGAUAAUGAGAUCGUUGAUCAAAAUUGGAUAUGGAUGGGUUUCUCAAAGACAACAGUAAUCAAUUAUUUAUAGUAUAAAGUCGAUUUUGGGGGGAUCUGCUCUUUUUCUUCACUCAUCUACGUCAUCAGUGUUGUUUGAUUGACAGGUGGUCAUCAGCUGUGCCCGCCCACUCAGCGUGUUCAAAAAGCUCCACUCACUUUUUUGAGAGAAGCUGACAAAUCCCUGCUGGUUGACAAAUGUCAGUGCUACACUGAGCAUCUGAAAGGUAAUUCUGAACUAAAGGUGGACGAAUAAUGAUACUAUAUAUCGUUAUAAUGAUGUAUAUCUUUAAAAUAAUGCGGCGUAGCAGCUAACGAAGGCGGGAAAGAGUCUGCCCUCGCAUGGAAAGGAUGAUACCGUAGCCUGAAUUAACCUCUCUAGCAGCUUCAAAUAAUCGCUUAAGUCAGGACUUGAGGGAGAAAUAUAAGAUAUAAAGGUCUAAAUUCUUUAAUGUUUAUUUCCUAACAUACAUGAAACAUGUUUUUGUUGGGUAACGACAGAAGUAAAAUCGUUGUUUUCACUGUGGUGUUGAAUUUGGUGCACUCCCGCUUAUGUCCUGCAGAGGGCGCUGUUUGGCCACAUGUUACAUAUCUCUGUCCCAUUUCUCUGCUCCAUUAUCAGACUCAAAGGCUUUUCAAGAAGUGUGCUGCAGUCUGCAGGCGGGGAGAAAACACCAGUAGAGGGUUAGUGGUCUCAUUCAGUUUUAUUAGAGUCAUUUUUAUCAGCCUCUCUGCAAAUACAGUCAAUUUCUUUCAUUAGUCAUAGCUUUUAGACUAAUAAUACAAACGCUGGGGGCCUGAAUAAAAUCACAACACAAUGAAUUUUCUAAAUGUUGAGAUUCUGCAAACAAUGAUCCUGAGAAAACACAUUUUAAUUAAAUUUUCUAUUGUAGAUUUUUAGUAAAUGGGAUGUGUAAUUUGGCAUCUGGUUUCAGAAUACUGUCCUAGCUUUUGUUUGCCAAGGUGAUGGCUGCCCUUGGAACUAACAGCAGUGUGCAGUGACUGAUAUAAAUAUUCCAACUCAAGGGCAAAAUGUAGAUACUUCCAAGGAGGACAAUACUCUGAAAAGCUUCUCUACAAUAUGAUAAGAUUUUUACUGUAUUUCUCUCGUGACCCUCUUCUACUCUUUACCUUCAUAACCAUGACUCUGUUGGUACAAGUGUUUGCUCUUUACUCACCUGCAGCAAUUUCUGCAAGUCACCUGUGUGCUGCGAAAUGCGGUGCCACAAAAGUUCAUUUGAAUACCUUUCACACUGUGUAAGUAAGUCCUUGAAGGGAAUAAGGAAGCUGUUAGCACUCGAGGCCGAAUGGAGCUGCGUCUAAUGAAUGUUUUUUACCAUGUAGUCUGUCGUUUAUGGAUCUCAGCUAACUGUGAAGUAUUUGUUCUGUGCAGAUAUAUUAGAAAAUGUGCAAGAAAGGUUUAACAUUGUUAUUAAACAUUAUAGUUAGUUAUAGUUUUCUUGCAUGAGGAAAUAAUAGAUGUUGAAUCUGAGUUAAAUGUGAUGUAAUGUGAGUCUUUCACUAAAGUUUAAAACUGUCCAACUAAAACUAAACAAAUAUUAAUUUAUAAUACGGCAUAUGUGACUGUGUGUUGUCUCCAAGUGUUUCCUGCAGCUCUGAAUUAUUUCUCUCCUCGAUCUCAAAAAGUCGUGUCUUCUUUUUCAGGCGUGGAGGCUAACAUCAGAUGCGGAUUACCACCAGAGUGUGAAACACUGCAUCGAACACCAAGGUAGAUAAAUGUGUGUUUACAAAUGUGCGGACAUGUUCGUGAGUACACUCGUGCAAAUACACACACUCACACAUAUAGAGCAGCCCUGUACUCUCUGUGUCUGCCUGUCUAAGCUUCUUCCCCUCCCCCCCAACAUCUCUCUCCCCUUUUUUGUCCCCCUCGUCCUCUCCUUUUCCCUCCUGCUCGCUCUCCCCUGCCUGCUAGCCCUAUUUCAAGGUUCUGCCUUGGAAAGAGAGAGAGAGAGAAAGAGAGAGAGAGGCAGGAACACACAGAUGCGCAGUUAGGGAGAGAGAGAGAGAGUGAGAGAGGGGAGGGGAAAACAGACAGGAUUUAGAGUUCAAGUGCACGUGCAGAAAAUAGGCUGAAUAGAGGAGAGUCAGAGCAGAAAGGAAACCAGGAAAAGGAGCGGCAAGGGGGGGAGCCAAAGCACACAGCAGCUCUUUCUCUUCUCGCUCUCCUUCUGUAUUUUACUCUAGCUGAAAAAAAAGGUAUCAGCUCAGAGAAAAGAAAAGCACAAAAUUCAAAAACGAAGGGUUAAAAAAUAUAUUCCUCUUCCUGCCUCUUCCUCUCUCCAACCGACACACUCCUCCUGUAUCCCUCCCUCUUGGAUAUUUCUCUAUGAACCCCUCCAGUCUCUCGCUCUCUCACUCACUCACUCACUCUCUCUCUCUCUAUCUUCCCCUCCCACCUCUUCGCGCACACACAUCUACACACCCGGAGUCCUUCCCACUCCUUCCCCUCACCAUGCUUACUAUCGACUCUCACUGGAGACGACUGCGACAAGCUUUUAUUUUCCCUUUCUUUUUCUUGCCAGUCUUUGCUUUUGGUCAUGUCUGCAAGUAUGGAGGCACCGUCACGCAGAUGCUUCACCCCAUGCGUGGCACCCCUGAAAAAUGCAGGCCCGUGGAUUGUCCCCGCGAUAGACUGAUUGCUACAAACCGCUCGUCCUCUCUUUAAAAACAUUUUUCAACUCUUCUGCAGUGUUUUUUUGUUUUUGUUCGAGGGUAGAACUCGACUUAUAUUUGGAAAAAAACCUUUUUUUUUUUCUUAAAAUCAUAUCCGUGUCCCGAAGCGGGUGCUUGUGGCUGAAGAAAAGAAAAAGAGUGUCCAAUGAAUGGACAGAUGAAGGGGGACAGGCAAAGAAUGAGGGGAAAAUGGAGAGCAUGGUCUGCGGGAGAAAGCGAGAAAGCCAGAGAGAGAGAGAGAGAGAGAGGUAGGAGAACAAGCACCGGCACUGGCAGAAAAACAGGGAGGGGGAAGAGAGAAGAAGGGGAACCAGUAGGGGAUAGACUUAUAGGAAGGUGGGACGGCUGGAUAGAAAUUGGCAAAAAAUAGCGGGAAAGGGGAGAAAAAAUCAAACUCCAGAAUGACGAGAAACUGGACUUCUCUCCAAAGUCAGACUUGCACUUUGAGGUUGCCAUUGCUUUUUGUUUCUUGACAUGAUUUUUCAUCACUUCAGCAGUCAUCUUCUAAUUCACAUGUGAGUAUACUGUACCUACAUGUUCUUCUCUCCUCUUUGCCUUUCUCUCGUGAAAGCAUUCUCCUCUCUUACGCCUAUGAAUUUUUCAACUCUCCUCUAUUUUUUCCUUCCUGUUCGAAAAAUUUGUUUGCUAGGUUGCUAAUCCCCCUCAUCCUGCUUGUCUAUCCGAUCUCAGGCUGCACCUCUCUUCUUCUAUCCCUCUCUUUCCUCCUCCAGUUCUUCUUUAUCGUAGGUUAUCGCUGCUCUCUUUGCCUCUCCUUGAAGGAUUACCUCUGCUCUGCACAUUUAGAUGAGGGCUUUGGAAAGGGAUCACUGAGUGCACCCAGUUUUAGGGGGCCCACGCAUGGGAGGCUAGCACAUGAAGGAGGCAGGGUGUGUGCACUUGUGUGUGUAUAUAUCUGUCUGUACUAGUCAUGUGUAUGUGUAGGUCUGUGCAUGUGUGCGUUAGUAUGUAUGGGUGUGAUUAAGAGUUAACGGAGCUGGUAGUGGCGUAUGGUCACUCCUGCUUACGCAUGCGUAGAUUUGCACAAUCAUGUUUCAUGUUUCAUAUUCGCGAAAUGAUUGCGCGUUGGUAUAAAACCCGCAGAUAUGAAAGAUAAGGUGUUAGGACGGGACAAAAUGCGGAGGUGAAAACGCUGUAAGUACCGCAGGAUUUCUUCUUCCCUGUUUCACUCCUCCUCCCAUGCUUCUCCCCCUUUUUCUUUCCCAUCUUCCAUCCGUUCAUCCGGGUAUCCCCAAUCUAUCUGUUGGUCCGCCUGUAAAGAAAAAACCCACAGUUCAAGAUGUGGUUCGGUAUCGACAAAAAGAUACGACUGGAUCUGCAGAGAAACAAACUUGAGUCACUUCGAAUGAGUUUUCUUUUUUCUUUUUCUUCAAAUAACCUGCACGUUACAGCGAGAUCACUUCUGUUUGAUGUGGUGAAGUUACAGGUAAAGACGGGGGGGCUUUGGUGCAAAUUACUGCUCAUCUGCGCUGUUAAAAUGUCGACAGUGGUGGAUUACAUGAAAGCAUGAUUCUACUGUAACUCCUGUGGGCUGACCGAAUAAAAACGAUAUACAAGAGAGGCACGGGAUGUUUUAAAACGUUCAUUUUUACAGCCGAUUUGUUUCAAUCUCCAUCAAGCCGACCGUUUUUUCCUCUGCGGUAUCGGCCAAAGAUAUCCCCUGGAAUCUCCGUCAUUCCUCUUUCUCCUCUUCUGUGUUAUACAUCUACCUACUCUGUUUGUAUUUACACAGCCUCCUGCUAUCUCUGCUCACAUUUUCACUAUCACUCGCCACAGUUGUUAUCUUUAUUCAAGAUUGUCCCCUGGUAUUAUUCCAAGGCGAGUGUGCGUGCGUGUGUGUUUGCGCUUGUGUGCAAUGGUAUUUUAUUGGUGUGUGUUACUUUAAAUGAUAAGUGUUACAACACCUUUUGAGUGGUCUUGUUUGUUCCUGGUAUUUUUGUCUGCUUUUAAUUCUGCGCACCAUCUGUUUGUGAAUGAAGCGAGGAUAUUGAAGCGAUACGAGGACAGGGUUAUCCCAAAAAGUUUUCAUAAAAGCGGCACAGACUGUAGAUGUAGGUAACAUUUUCGUUGAAGUUACCGGCCUAGUUCUCUAAUAAUGUCUUCUGGGAUAUGCGGUCAUUCGGUUUAGAUACAGGUAUAUGACAUUUAUCCCUGCGUAUCGUGAUAAACCAAAAAGGGAGGGACACUUUUGUCUAGCAACGACCCAGACUUGACCUUUUUGCGACCUCUGCUGCAGCCCUCGAGAAAAUAGAGAGGAGUCUUUGAUGUCCAAAUUCUCGUCAUGGAUAUCCCGCCAAAGACAAAAGUAGGAUAAAAGAAUUGAGCCUCCCACCCCCCUCCUGGAGCCUCCUACUCGCUCUUAUUUGAGUUCAAAUUUGGCUUUUACGUGACCAAACCUUUUCCAGCACCUUUGAUUUUCACUCCUGAGGGGGAUUUGGUGGUAAUGCCAAUGUGGUUGUGGGACCCCCAGGUUAUGAAAUAUUACUCAGACAGACCUGGUGUUAUGUAAUCUUACGUAACUGAGGCGGCAGCUCAGCAGGGUCGUGAUCAGGGGCUCUGGAGGAGAAGCUAUAUGGGUCUGCUUAUGGUAUGAACUCACUGGCAGGGUCAACACACUCUGGGCCUUAAAGGGGAAGAGGCCCCAUCUCCAUAAAGACACAGCAGAAACCACACAUAUGGACUUAAGUGCCUGACACCUAAAGGCUGAGGAAAUAGAGGAACUUUGUCUACUCUUGAGACUUUUCGCCUCAUUCAUUAGUUUGUGUAAUUUCGCCAAAAUUUGUGCUAAAAGCUAACUGCUCAGUCUUAACUUCGAUUUAUUUCUCAACUCGGAUUAAUUUCAACAACCUCUCAAAUAAGUGGCUUCCCUGAAAGAGCGCUCAGUGUUUCAAAUAUAGCAUUUCAAGGACUAGAGUAUAUAUCCGACUGUGUAUUUGUAGCCUUUCACGGUAUGCUACGAAUACGAGAUAGGCUCCACUUGUGUGCCGUGACCCAUGAUUCGCUUUCAGCCAGCUCUCUGCGAAUCUUAUGUGUUCCUCAUUCAUAAUUAAUGACAUUCAACCGCAGAAUACAUUAAUUGAUCGGACAGAUCUUAGGAAUUCCCAUGCAAUCUGCCGUUGUGUGCAGCAGGUUUGGAUUUGUGUGAGGCCAAGAAUUAAAAGGAAAAAAAGCUAUACUCAGUUAUUUGUCUGCUUUUUUUGUUUCAGAUUGAGCCUCUGA